Molecule: messenger RNA, 1116 nt
Organism: Arachis ipaensis
Lineage: Eukaryota; Viridiplantae; Streptophyta; Magnoliopsida; Fabales; Fabaceae
Biological process (GO): proteolysis
Molecular function (GO): cysteine-type peptidase activity
Source: RefSeq, a predicted model, not a curated record
UGGGAAGGAGUCUUGACCAAGAUACACAUGCCAUCCGUCUCUCAAUAUCACACCAUUCUCCUUCUCCACCCUCCACUCUCAUAACACACUACUCUCCCAACUUCCCAAGUCCCAUCCAUUUUCUAAUACACACCUCUCCUCUUUCUCUCUCUCUCUCCAACACAUUCCCUCCUUCCCCAUGGAUCGUACGAGUUAUUCCUGCGUUUGCGGCCAGAAUCCAAGCAUGUGCUAUGCUUUUAUAGGCGCGUGUGCGAGCCGCCUCCGCAUGGAAGAGCUGUUCCAUAAACCAGAAGAUCAAUGGAACCUGAUUGAACUCGACGUCCACGAUCUGGUCAAAUCGGUCAAAGAUUUCGACGACGUAUUCUGGGCCCUCCAGUACAUGGGCACAGUGGGAGUCAGGUCCCGACCUUUAUCCCCAACCGGAGAUGAAAUACCCGGGUCCGAGUGGACCGGCCGGUUCAAAAUCAAAGGCAUCAGAAGAAUCCCAAGAACCAAAAUGGAGGAAGUGAAGAGCUACAUCCGCGAGAAAGGCACGGUCUUAGCGACGAUUCGUAUCAAUCUAGAUUUUUAUUCGGACUCCGUUGCGAUGCCGUAUGAACGUGAUAGAAGCAGUCCAAGUAACGGUUUCCAUAACGUGUGUUUGGUUGGGUACGAUGAUGGGAAAGGAAUUUGGCAGUUUCAGAAUAGUUUUGGUACGAAAUGGGGAAAGAAUGGUUUUGGAAAGAUUAGGUAUAAUCGAGUUGUGCAGUAUGUAGUGCCAAUAUUUAUGAAUGAAGAAAUUCUAGAUACUUAUGAGAAUGUUCAGCUGCCAAAUGAUCCUGCUCCUCCUCCUCCUCCUGUAGCUUCAACUUCUUCAUCAAGUUCUUGUGAGCAUCAAACCCGAACAAGAUUUGGGCGUCGACAUUAGUUCUAUUCCUCCACAAGUUCGUUCUAUGCUAGUUUUUAUCUAAUCUCAUUAGUCUUUACUCUUUAUCUUCUAAGGGGCGGUUUAAUACAACUCUUGUUAAAAUUUUAGUCCUGCUAAACGUUAGUUUGAGGACAACUCUUAAAUUACAAUUUGGAUUUAUGUAACCCUAUUAAACUAGACAUUCUAUAUAUUUCAGAUAUUAUAGACUC